AGGGACCUGUCACCGAGGUCCAACAUCUUCUUUGUGCGUUCGAGCUCUGAGUUUACCAUCGUAGCCACUGAUCCGAUUGGCCCCGGCCAUGUUUCCUAUUGGCCUGUGACGCUGUCUGCUCUCAUCGAGUACCGUCUUCGACUUUCAUCACAAGCCUCUCCAGUCCUCUAUCACAUCACCGCCAAGCUGGCAGAAAGACUCAAGAGUAUCUUGGGCCACGUCAAGGAGGUUCUUCCAACCAUGUCUUCCCAAUCUCUCGAUGCUGAAGAGCAGCAAUUCCAGGAUGAGGUUGCUGCCAUCAAGCAAUGGUGGACAUCACCUCGUUGGAGAUACACCAAGCGUCCGUUUACUGCCGAGCAGAUUGCAAACAAGCGUGGAAACUUGACGAUUCAACAUCCUGGCAAUGUCCUCUCAAAGAAGCUGUGGGACAUUGUCGAGAAGAGAUUUGCNCGUAAGUCAGGUUUGACUGCUCUCGAAGAACUCAACUCUGAUGCAACGCAACAGGCGAAAGAUGCUAGCUUCACCUACGGCUGCCUCGACCCCGUCAUGGUCACUCAAAUGGCGAAGUACCUCGACACAGUCUAUGUAUCAGGCUGGCAAAGUUCUUCAACAGCAUCUUCAACCGACGAACCCGGCCCAGAUCUUGCAGACUACCCCUACACGACCGUCCCAGACAAGGUCCAACACCUCUUCAUGGCUCAGCUGUUCCACGAUCGCAAGCAGCGCCACGAAAGGCUCUCAACCCCCGCUUCCGAACGCAAGAACCUUGCCAAUACCGAUUUCCUACGUCCAAUCGUUGCCGACGCCGAUACUGGUCACGGUGGUCUAACAGCAAUCAUGAAGCUCACAAAACUGUUUGUUGAGAAAGGUGCCGCCGGCAUCCACAUUGAAGACCAAGCCCCCGGCACAAAGAAGUGCGGACACAUGGCCGGCAAAGUGCUCGUCCCCAUCAGCGAGCACAUCAACCGUCUCGUCGCCAUUCGCGCCCAAGCAGAUAUCAUGGGUAGCGAUCUCCUCGCCGUCGCCCGUACAGACUCUGAAGCCGCCACCCUCAUCACCUCCACCAUCGACCCCCGCGACCACGCCUUCAUCGUCGGCGCCACAAACCCUGCCCUCCAACCCCUCAGCGAACUCAUGGGCGCCGCCGAAGCAGCAGGCAAAACUGGCGACGAGCUCCAAGCCAUCGAAGACGCCUGGACCGAGCAAGCACACCUCAAACUCUUCUCCGAAGCCGUCGUCGACACCAUCAACGCCGGUGUCCAUGUCAACAAGGCCGAGUUGAUCGCUCAAUACACCGAACAGGCCAAAGGCAAGUCCAACGCAGAGUCGCGCGCCAUCGCCAAAGCCCUCACCGGCGUCGACGUCCACUUUGACUGGGAGUCUGCCCGCACACGCGAAGGCUACUACCGCUACCGUGGCGGCUGCCAAUGCGCUGUCAACCGCGCCAUUGCCUACGCACCCUACUGCGAUAUGAUCUGGAUGGAGUCCAAACUCCCCGACUACGCCCAAGCCGAAGAAUUUGCGAACGGUGUGCAUGCAGUAUGGCCAGAGCAAAAACUUGCCUAUAACCUCAGUCCGUCGUUCAACUGGCAAACCGCCAUGAGCACCUCCGACCAAGAGACUUAUAUCAAGAGACUUGCAAAGCUUGGUUACUGUUGGCAGUUCAUCACGCUCGCUGGUUUACAUCAAACUGCCUUGAUCUCCGACUCGUUCAGUAAAGAUUAUGCGGCUAGGGGAAUGCGUGCAUAUGGAGAAACCAUCCAGAGCAAGGAAGCUGCGAACGGCGUAGAAGUCCUCAAGCACCAGAAAUGGUCUGGCGCCAACUAUGUAGAUGAGCUGCUCAAGAUGGUUAGUGGCGGUGUGUCCAGUACUGCCGCCAUGGGUAAAGGUGUCACGGAAGAUCAGUUCAAAGCUAUUGAUCGUCCUGGCGAGAGUGGGUAUAAGGCUGAGGAGAAGCAUUGA
Molecule: messenger RNA, 1962 nt
Organism: Aureobasidium uvarum
Lineage: Eukaryota; Fungi; Ascomycota; Dothideomycetes; Dothideales; Saccotheciaceae
Source: the annotation of a GenBank genome assembly